UAAUAUUGAGAGCAAGCUGCUGUUCAAAGAUAACCAUGCAAGGUGGAGAUGCAAACAGCCUUGACGGAAAAUAAAGUCGUUCAGAAACGGAUUGCAUUUUGAAUUAAAAAAAGAAGACCCUUGCCUCGCUUCAUCCAUGAUGCGGAAGCUUUACGUGUGCAGCGGGUUCUUGAUGGACGGCGGGACGAGGGAGAGGCUGCGAGGCUGAGCUGCUCUGCAGAGUCUGGCCAUCAGCUCACACCACAUCCAGUAAAACACUCAACUUAUCCUUUUCCUACAACAAUCCUCCGGUCCAUUUCUCCCACAAUGGCCACAAAUGGGAACAAUCCACCGUCGGGGAUGGGAGAGAUCAUCCAGCUGAACGUCGGUGGGACAAGGUUCAGCACGUCCAGACAGACUCUGAUGUGGAUUCCAGACUCUUUCUUCUCAAGUUUACUGAGUGGAAGGAUAUCCACUCUUCGGGAUGAAACUGGAGCUAUAUUUAUUGACCGAGAUCCAACAGCCUUUGCACCAAUUCUCAAUUUCCUCCGAACCAAAGAACUGGACCUGCGAGGUGUCAACAUCAGCGUCCUGCGACAUGAAGCCGAGUUCUAUGGGAUUACUCCUUUAGUGCGCCGUCUGCUGCUGUGCGAGGAACUGGACCGCUCAUCAUGUGGGAGUGUCCUGUUCCACGGUUACCUGCCGCCUCCAGCCGUCCCUGCACGCAAGCCCGGACCUCCGUCAGCUGCCCCUGAUGAGCGCUCGGGUCCAAGUGGAGCAGAGGGCUUCACCCGCGUGGGCCCGCUUCCUCACCCGUCCUUCUCUGGCCCACUUGGCACAGACGACGCCCACAAACUGGUUCCCACGGUUGACCCAAGGAAGGUGUUGAUUAUAACGGGACAUCACAACUGGAUUGUGGCAGCUUAUGCACACUUUGUCAUCUGCUACAGAAUAAAGGAAUCGUCUGGGUGGCAGCAGGUGUUCUCAUCUCCCUACCUUGACUGGAGCAUUGAACGUAUUGCAGUUAAUGCGAAGGUGGUGGGGGGUCCGCACGGAGACAAAGACAAGAUGGUGGCUGCCGCUUCUGAAAGCAGCAUCAUCCUCUGGAGCAUCCAGGACGGGGGCAGUGGGAACGAAAUAGGCGUGUUCAGUCUCGGCGUACCUGUCGACGACCUCUUCUUCAUCGGGAACCAGCUGGUUGCUACGAGCCACACAGGGAAGGUCGGGGUGUGGAAUGCUGUCACACAACACUGGCAGGUCCAAGAUGUGGUUCCCAUCACCAGCUGUGACACAGCAGGGUCGUUCCUACUACUGGGCUGCAACAACGGCUCUAUCUAUUACAUCGACAUGCAGAAGUUCCCUCUGAGGAUGAAGGACAACGAUCUGUUAGUGACUGAGCUUUAUCACGACCCUUCAAACGAUGCCAUCACAGCGCUGUCCGUCUACCUGACGCCUAAAACCAGUGUGAGCGGGAACUGGAUAGAGAUCGCCUACGGGACCAGCAGCGGCGCGGUGAGGGUUAUCGUGCAACACCCGGAGACUGUGGGGUCAGGUCCUCAGCUCUUCCAGACCUUCACCGUGCACCGGAGCCCCGUGACAAAGAUCAUGCUGUCUGAGAAACACCUGGUCUCAGUGUGUGCGGACAACAACCACGUCCGGACGUGGACAGUGACGCGGUUCAGAGGGAUGAUUUCCACGCAGCCGGGGUCCACGCCGCUGGCUUCCUUUAAGAUACUGUCGCUGGAGGAGACGGAGAGCCACGGCAGCUACUGCUCUGGGAACGAUAUAGGUCCAUUUGGGGAGAGAGAUGAUCAACAGGUCUUCAUCCAGAAGGUCAUCCCCAUCACCAACAAACUGUUCGUGAGGCUCUCUUCAACUGGGAGAAGGAUCUGCGAGGUGCAGUCCGUGGACGGGACCACCAUCACGUGCUUCAUGGUGAGGGAGUGCGAGGGUUCCAGUCGAAUGGGAUCCCGCCCGCGCCGGUACCUGUUCACCGGGCACGGCAACGGGGGCAUCCAGAUGUGGGACCUGACCACCGCCAUGGACACGGCGAACAAAGGAGAGGAGAGGAAGAAAGAGGAUGUAGGCGGGCCGUCGGAGGAGGAGCUGCUGCAGCUGCUGGACCAGUGCGACCUGAGUACGUCCCGCUGUGCCACGCCGAGCAUCAGCCCCGCCCCGUCUGUGCUGCAGCACACUCGCCUCCGGGAGUCCUGCUCCAGUCUGCAGCUGCAGGCCCCGGAGCCCAUUCCUGAGAGCCAGGCCACCUACGGAGCCGUGCGGCCCUACAGGGAGAGCCCCCUGCUGGCGCGCGCACGUCGGACCGAGUCCUUCCACAGCUACAGAGACUUCCAGAACUUCAGCCUGAGUCGGGGGGCUCUGGACGGCACAGGCCCGGCGUUCGGCCACGGCCCCCCCCAGAGCCUGGACGCCCGCCGCUCGCUCUGUGACUUUGGGCCUGAGGACGGGGACAGGAGGGCCUCGGUCAUGGAGCUGUGGGCCUCCCGCACCGCCAGCUCGAGCUCCGUCACUGUCGGGAGCAGCUCGGGGACCAAAGUGGAGAGCGCUCAAGAAACGCCGCGGCAACCGCCGGACAGCCCGAUUCCAGGAGGCGACGUUAGACGGAAGGUGCAACCUCCGCCGGAGGAAGGGGAGGGAGACUCGGCGAAGGCCGACGGAGGUGCGAGGAAGAGGGGGGUACUGGACGGAGGCUUUCUGGGGAAGAAGAAAGCUCCCCCGGUUCCACUCCUGUCCUCCGUUCCCUCCGGGUCUGACGGUGGGGGCAGCGACUCGUCUGCAAACGCAUCGCCUUCCCCGACCAAAGUGGCUGCUUCCACCUCGCCGCGGCACAGGAAGCCGACGCCCGAGUCGUCCAGCCAGGACAGCAGCCUGUGACAGUCCUGGUGACGUCUCCUCUACGUGAAGUCCGAGUCGCCUUCCUCUUCCUCCCCCCGGUUUGGUUUGGCUUCUUUCUUUGCUCUGGAACCCCCGAAACCAGGAGCUCUACCACGUUUACCGAUUCCAACAUGAAGAAGUGAUUGCAAUGCCCCGACACUAACAGCGCGACAUCUCAAGGAAUUAAUCAGUCGAUUUAUUUUUAAACGUUUUACUUCCGUCGAACCUGAUGGGUGUAACUGGAGCUCCUUUCAUCUCAGUCUGCUUUCGGUGUUCGUUUUAGGUCAUCUUAACAGAUCGUUGAUGUCGUAUGCACUUUUUUAAGUUUCAACCUAAGAAUCAUUAGCUUGCUUGUUCGUGAAGAACGACUGAAUUCAUUUGCUCUUCUUGUGUUGACAUCAGUCACUCAGCAUCCUCAAGAACACACGGUAACCAUGGGAACAGACAGGACUCUGGUUAGGUACCAAAAAACACUAGGUCACAGGUUAGUUCACAUAUACAAAGAAUUAAAG
Messenger RNA from Cololabis saira (Pacific saury), 3383 nucleotides. RefSeq names its product potassium channel tetramerization domain containing 3 (gene kctd3). Lineage: Eukaryota; Metazoa; Chordata; Actinopteri; Beloniformes; Belonidae. The record is from RefSeq and is a predicted model, not a curated record. The coding region runs from base 307 to 2871 and encodes 854 amino acids. Gene Ontology annotation, molecular function: protein binding. The transcript is spliced from 19 exons. Gene Ontology annotation, biological process: protein homooligomerization.